Messenger RNA from Trichoderma virens Gv29-8, 2485 nucleotides. RefSeq lists its product as uncharacterized. Gene Ontology annotation, molecular function: methylenetetrahydrofolate reductase [NAD(P)H] activity; FAD binding. Gene Ontology annotation, biological process: tetrahydrofolate interconversion. Bases 1 to 2034 code for a protein of 677 amino acids. The record is from RefSeq and is a predicted model, not a curated record. NCBI's taxonomy places the organism in Eukaryota, Fungi, Ascomycota, Sordariomycetes, Hypocreales, Hypocreaceae. The transcript has a single exon. Gene Ontology annotation, cellular component: cytosol.
AUGGACACGGACAGGAUCACCGAUAAAAUUGCGGCGCUGCCGGCCGAUGGGGAGUACUUCUCCCUCGAGUUCUUCCCGCCCAAGACGGCGAUGGGAUUUGCCAACCUGCGAGUUCGUCUUCAGCGAAUGGAGCGAGCCCUGCGACCUCUCUUCGUCAACGUCACCUGGGGGGCUGGCGGCUCAACAUCGCAAAAGUCGCUUGAGCUUGCCGAGCUGUGCCAGCGCGAGAUCGGCCUCACCACAUGUCUCCAUCUCACAUGUACCAAUAUGAGCCAGGCCCUGAUUGACCAGGCGCUGGAAGAUGCGAGAGCACUGGGAAUCCGCAACAUUCUCGCCUUGCGAGGCGAUCCGCCCCGCGCCGAGUACCGAGACGCCGACGAGCCGGACCAGGCUGCCUCAGAGGAGUUCACAUGGGCAAUUGAUCUUGUCAAGUAUAUCCGCAAGAAAUAUGGCAGCUACUUUUGCAUUGGAGUUGCCGCGUAUCCAGAGGGCCAUGGCGACGGUAGCCACCCCGAAGGCCAGAGCUUUGAACACGAUCUCCCCUAUCUCGUCGAGAAAGUCCAGGCUGGAGCGGACUUCAUAAUGACCCAGCUCUUCUUCGACAUUGAGGCGUACGAAAAGUUCGAGACAACUCUGAGAAACCACCCAAGCGGCGCUUUUAAAACGAUACCCAUCUUGCCAGGCCUGAUGCCAAUUCAAAGCUAUGCAAUGAUCAAACGAACGGCAAAGCUGAGUCAUGCCAAGAUACCAGAGGAGAUCAUGGCCCGCCUCAACGCCGUCAAGGGAGACGAUGGAGAAGUCAAGAUGGUUGGAGUUGAUAUCCUCAGUGAGCUGGUUGAGCAGAUCAGAGAGAUCAAGAGCAGGACUCCGGGGCCCAAGGGCUUUCAUUUCUAUACGCUCAACCUCGAAAAGUCAAUCUCCUUCAUCCUUGAGAGAACCAAGUUGAUUCCCGACGAGGCCGAAGACGAAGAAGCCGUCAUCGAUGAGACUGCAGUCGGAGCGGCAGCGCAGUUGACGGUACCAAAGAUCAGCGUCAAUGGCAAUGUGCCGCCUCGCUCGUCCAGCCACGCACGCACGGGUAGGAGACAGUCUUCUGUGGGCUCAGACCCCCAUAAUCGAGUCAUCGUUGGCAGGGCCGCCACACACCCUGAGUGGGAGGCAACAAGCACUGAGGCCGGUAUUCCCGCCGAAAGUGUCAACACUCGUGCAAACACAUUGGCCAUUUCUGAAGGCGAGGGCUCUCUUGGCCGUGAGGCGACUUGGGAUGACUUCCCCAACGGCCGAUUUGGUGACGCCCGCUCGCCCGCUUACGGAGAGAUUGACGGCUACGGCGUAAGCAUCCACAUGUCCGUUACGCAGGCCGUUUCUCUUUGGGGUCACCCAAAGGUUGCCAGUGACAUCAAUGACAUCUUUGUGAGACACAUCAGAGGAGAGAUUUCUGCUAUCCCAUGGAGUGAAGAAGACCUGCUCCCCGAGUCCUCCAUCAUCAAGGCCAAGCUCGAGGCUAUGAACAGAAAGGGCUGGUGGACUGUUGCCUCUCAGCCCGCUGUCAAUGGCUUGCUCUCGUCGGAUCCCACAUUUGGAUGGGGUCCAUCUUCUGGAUUCGUGUUCCAGAAGUCAUUCGUAGAGUUCUUCCUCCCAUCUGCAGACUGGAAGAUUCUCUACGACAAACUCACCUCUUCCGAGGUCGAAGAAGUGGUGUGCUUCUACGCCAGCAAUGCCAAAGGCGACUUCGUCUCAUCCGAUGCCACCGGAGGUUCCGGCCGAGCUGCCAUGAGCGCGAGCACGAAUGCCGUGACGUGGGGAGUGUUCCCCGGCAAAGAAAUUGUUACACCAACCAUCAUCGAAGAGGUCAGCUUCCGCGCCUGGAGCGAGGAGGCGUUUGAUAUUUGGGCCGAGUGGGCAAAGGUGUAUGGACGGGGAUCGGACAGCCAGAAACUCCUGGACGAGAUUAGAGAGGACCGCUGGCUUGUGAACAUCAUCCACCAUGACUACGUGGACACGGAUGCUCUGUGGAGGUUGUUGACCAACUGAGAUGCAGUCGAGGCUUGUUAGCUAUGUUUUGGAGUGAGGCAAUGGAUAUAGGCGCUGGCAAUUGUGAAGAGAAAGAACUAAAUACCACGAAAAGCAUCAUCAUUCAAAUCUUUAAAGAGAGGGAGGUAGGGGCCCAUUAAUCAACUUGUUCAUCGGAAAUACAAGAGACGAGAGUUUACAAUCUCUUCAUGCCUCAGAUCAACUCUAGCAACCAAAGAAAAACGAAAUGAAAGAAAACCCAAUUUUUUUUUUUUUAGAUAAAUUCUUUGAGACACGCAGGGUUCCAAUUUACUGGGUCAGACUGCUCUCGCUGUCGAAUUUUCUGAUGUUCACUUUAUAUUCACAUCACGAUCUGCUGAAUUCUCAUGUAAAAGCACAGUGAUUUUGGUUUUCAGACGUUUGGUCAUAGUUUGACGUAUGUAAAGAUCAAAGUACUGAAUUCUUUUCUAUC